This is a messenger RNA of Oppiella nova, 1905 nucleotides long. The record is from the annotation of a GenBank genome assembly. Lineage: Eukaryota; Metazoa; Arthropoda; Arachnida; Sarcoptiformes; Oppiidae.
CCCCAAAUCGACUGCGCCCUCAUCCGCAUCGUCGACGGCGGCAACCUGUUGACGGCUUCCUUGAGGGCACCGGUAGUUCCCGGCGAAGAGGUGUUGGUCAUCGGAGUGCCCGACGAUAACGACUACUCCAUCAGCGACGGUGUGCUCGGCUGCGCCCGCAGACCCAUGACUGCCAUUCCCGGCGAACAGAGCUUUAACGACCAGAGGGGACACUACGUACAGAGCGACUGUCCCAUUGGUGUCGGCUUUUCCGGCGGUCCGUUGCUUAACAGGAGGGGCGAUAUUUCAUCGCAAGAGGUCUGCAAUACGAAGAGCGAAGAGACAGAGAUAGCGCUAAAAGGCAUACAUUUAUUGGCGCCAAAAUUUGAUGACUCCUUCAAAAGGGGACGAAUUCCGGCGCCAAUACCCCCAGAAAUCGAUGCCUUGAGAGGACUCCUGAUCUUCAGUAAAAUCAGAUCCAAUUCCCCGCAACAGCUAAAUGAAUUGCAAUUAUAUGACUUAAUCAUAGCAGUGGACAGCCUUCCGAUCGCUACAGUGGCAGACCUGAGACGGGUAUUGGACAGCAACACAACCAAUGCGGUGAUGGAUAUACUAGUUGUCCGGAAAAUGGAUGUGAAUAAUCCAGUUAACCUCAGGGCUAGACCUGAAUUGAUCCGGAUACAACAGUUUAUGAAUGGAUCGGACUUUGUGUUGGCUAUCAAUGACAUGAAUCACGUGUUCAGUGGGGGCCACAAUUGUAAGGGACAGUUGGGUAGACAUUAUGGAAAUUAUGAAAACAUAUCGGAAUUGAAUGACAAGAAUAUGACACAAAUAUGUUGUGGUUAUCAACACUCCCUGGCCCUCACCACCAAUGGACAGGUGUAUGCGUGGGUACCAAAAGUGGGAAACAAUUCAUUUGAAAGCCAUUACCAAAACAUUUUCGAGGAGUUGUCGGUUAUAGGGUCGGGAGGUUUUGGGACUGUAUUUAAAGUGAAGCAUAGAUUCGAUGAACACAUAUAUGCCGUCAAAAGAGUACAAUUGAAGGAUUCUUCUGAGGAUUAUAUUAAAAGAAUUCUGAAUGAAGUGAAGAAUUUAGGAAAAGUUCGGUCAGAAUAUGUGGUCCAGUAUUACAACUCAUGGCCCGAAACCAACUUCCUUUACAUUCAGAUGGAGUUCUGUUCACAGAAUUUGCGGAAUAUUCUCGAAAUUAAACCAAAAGUAUUUGAGAGAGACUUUGGGAAAGCCAUGGGUUCUUAUGAGUACUUCAUUUCAUGUGAAAUAUUUCGUCAGAUCUUAGAAAGUGUUCAGUAUUUGCAUGAAUUGAAUCCACAGAUCAUUCACAGAGACCUCAAACCCGACAAUAUAUUAAUANUAUUGCAUGAAUUGAAUCCACAGAUCAUUCACAGAGACCUCAAACCCGACAAUAUAUUAAUAGACGUGAACGGAAGGAACGGCAGAUUUAUUAAGUUAUGUGACUUUGGCUUGGCUACAGAUCACGACAAAAAUAUUGAUUAUAAAACGUACAAAAAGCACACCUCAGGGGUGGGAACCAUGAGAUAUAUGGCACCCGAAGUACUUCAGGGUUAUAAAUAUGACCACAAAUCGGAUGUCUAUUGUCUCGCUAUCAUUGGUUCAGAAGUAUUGGAUUUCGACUUAUUUUUGAUUGACUUAAAUGAGUAUAAAUUGAAUAAUUCUUUUUGUGAUUAUUUCAUUAUAUUUAAAACUCCCACUAUAUUUAAAUCCUAUUCACAAAGUGUUGACAUACUCAACGUACCGGUAGUUAAAUUGAAGCGAAUUCUGGUGUCAAUGGCUUCGACCCCAGCGUUCAGUCAACGGCCCGACUGUUCACAAGUACUGCGAGAAUACAGCGAAUGGUCUGUCGAUCGGAAUAUUCUGAGGAAAACACUGCAUUACGCUAACAAUUAA